CAAAACUAUACAAAGCAAAUGCGGAAUACUUUGCGGUGAAAAGCAAGUCGAAAUGCCUGGAAAACACCCGUGUCCGGAUUCAGGAAUCGAUACUCGACCAUUUGGAGAAACGGGAACACCGAUUUAUCUGGCUUCGUGGCUCUCCGGGCACCGGGAAGACUGCUAUAUCGAUGAGUGUCGCCUCAACACUUGCCAAACAACGUCGCUUGGCAGCGUCUUUUUUCUGGGACAAGAACCAAAAUGGAACAGGACUUGAUUCGAUUGAGCACUUUCCUUCUACUCUUGCACGCCAACUUGCCUCGUUUAACACCGAGUACGAGGGUCUUCUUGCCAAUCAGCUUCGACAGCCCUCUUCACUGGAGAACGUUCCAGGCUCUACUGUGGAGAAGCAGAUGAGAGCUUGGAUCGUCGAACCCAUGCACAAACUCUUAUCUCUGCGCGAGGAGCGUUCCGUCAUCAUCUUGGAUGGACUGGAUGAGUGUGGGGCUCAGGAGGAACUUGAGUCCUUAAUGAAGUUGGUACUUAUCCUUGAUGAGCUGCCGAGUGCAUUCUCUGUGUUGGUCAGCUGCCGGCCAGAGUCAUCCGUCGAGUCGGCUUGGGUUGGAGCUCGGGCUCAGGGUCAUGUCAUCCCAUGUGAGGAUGUGGACAUUGUCACUGAGGAAGAAAAGUCUCAAACUAUCCACCGCAUGGUGGAGGAAGGCCUUCGGGCUUCCAUCGAUAAGUCUUCCUGGAAACCGUCAAAAAAAGAUGUCGAUGCAUUUGUCUUAGCGUGUCGUGGAUUGCCCAUUAUUGCCUCAAUCCGAGUCCGGGAUGUCUCUGUUCGAACCCGUCGUGGAGCAACCCUUCGAUCUGAGUUUGAAUACUUCCGUGACCUCAUCGAUGCCCCCAUUGACGUCAACUCAGAGUACUUGCGCAUACUUCGCCGUGCCUAUAUGUUCGACUCAUCUGGAGUCCCUCCACAUAUAGCUGAGAAGUAUCGCCAACUGGUUGGCACAAUCAUUGUGGCAUUUGAGCCACUGAGUGUGUUUUCCAUGUCGCAGCUAUUAGGAAUUGCAGAGGAAGAAGUCUUAGCCAUAUUGGAACCAGUUAGCUCCAUUGUUGAUUUUUCUGAAGAAAGUGGCUUGGAACAUCCCCCGAAAAGACCCUUAGAGGACCCAAAGCCAAAGGGUGUCAAAUUCUAUCAUGCAACGAUGGUAGAGUUCAUAAAGGGGGAUUCGAUUGGUAAUGAAAAUGACAAAGUAUUCUUUAUCAAGAAUGUGAAUAAGUAUUUCCUCGGACUACCACUCCUCCGAUUUUUCAAUAAUAGUUGUGAGGGGGAUGUGUUUGGGGAGCCUGCCAUUCUCCCUCUAGGAGAUAAACGAAAAUGGAGCGGUUUUAUGGAGAGACAACGUCAUCUCCCUCAUCGUCUCCGAUAUGCUCGUCAACGUUUAUUAGGACACUUAAACCCCUCACAACUCUUCGCACAAGAGUCCAAUUUGCAGAACGAGUUUAAUACAUUCCUCACACGAAACUUGGUUACAUUUAUGCACCUGGCGUCAGACAUUAAUGAAUUAUACGAGGGAUUCCCUGAGGGAUUUGAUGAAUUUGAGCUCGAGAAAAGCAAUCAGUGGAGUAUUCGUCUUUGAAGGAUUUGGGAUAUAGUGUAACUUCCUGGUCACCAUGGCACCUUCAUCGAUCGACCCUUCCUUUCACCCCAUCCUCAUCACCUUUGUACAAACUGC
Molecule: messenger RNA, 1721 nt
Organism: Cantharellus anzutake
Lineage: Eukaryota; Fungi; Basidiomycota; Agaricomycetes; Cantharellales; Hydnaceae
Exons: 2
Coding region: 171-1625 (484 amino acids)
Source: RefSeq, a predicted model, not a curated record